AUGACAAUUGUAUUAACUGAUGCUCACUUUGAAAUCGCUUUGUCUAAUGGGGACGAUGCAAAAGCUCUGGGCCAUCUGAAUAAGGCAUCUAUUCUUCUUAUCGAUGACGUUUCGAUACUGGAAUCCAAGGAUUCAACAUCGUCUACUCGACGACGUAGCUCAAACGCCCCCUCUCCGCAAGUGGUAGAGUUAUGUCAACGGGGAUAUGUUGAUAUCUGCUAUAUUUCUUCGGCAAGGGUCGCGAUUCAAGUCGGCGCCAACCAGAAAGAUGGAAAUAAAUGGGUUGACGUUGAAUUACGAGAUGAUCUUCUUGUCCUUGAGACAUGCGCAGACUCUACCCAAACUCUGAUUGCUCUUGCUAAUGCACUGGCCCCUCCGACACCCCCCAGCAAAGAGAAAUAUAAAACAAAAGUUGUACCCGUCGAAGAUUUACUCGCUUCUAUAUCUGCCGAUGCGUUUGGUAAGGCCGAAGGCGACUAUGAUUUCGACAAAGACUUUGGAUUAGCUCAAGAACUUGACGAAACUGAUAGCGAUUUUGGCUUUGGAGAUUCCGGCCAGUCAAGUCCUCUCGCUGUCGACUCGCGCUUUUAUGAUGAGUCUUCAGUUGAGGCCAAGCUUUUUGAGGCAACAGGCUCCAUGAUCUCGGAUGGGAUGGGAACACAAGAUACAACCGACGGUGUUCUACUCACAAAUUUCAGCAGCCAGCCAGAUAUGAUGGAUGAUGACGAUGAUCUGGUCAUACAUGAGAACUAUUUUGGUUCAGGAUCCGUGAUACAAGGUACUGCUCAUCGUUGGAACUCGGCAAAAAAUGCAUACGACGAAACCAACGAUGAGAAGAUUCAACGUAGCCCUCUAUCCGUCCGUGUACGUGACGUCCAUGUCAUAUGGAACCUUUUUGACGGCUAUGAUUGGAACCGUACCCGUGAAGUCAUUUCAAAGGUUGUGCAUAAUAUCGAGUCUACAGCAAUCGAGCGGCAAUCGCGUCACGAUCGUGCUCGCGCGAACACCGAUAUGGAGUUAAUAGAAGAAGAAACUGAGAUCGGAGACUUUCUGUUCAACUCGAUAUACAUAGGGCAACGCUUAUCGAAUAAAAGAAAGCUCAAACUUAAUCGCAGCAAACGACAUAAGAUCACCUUCGAGUUGAAGGGUAUUAACUUAGACCUAGUCACAUUCCCCCCUAGUUCUGGCGAGACGCAGAGCUCAAUUGAUGUUCGAAUCCGAGAUCUCGAUGUUUUUGACCUCGUGCCGACGUCUACCUGGAAGAAGUUCGCAACUUACGAUCAAGAUGCCGGAGAACGGGAGAUGGGUACUAGCAUGGUUCACCUGGAAAUAUUGAACGUCAAACCAGUUGCGGAUUUGGCGGCAUCUGAGAUUGUGUUGAAGGCUACAGUUCUACCACUUCGCCUCCAUGUUGACCAGGAUGCUUUAGAUUUCAUCACACGGUUUUUCGAGUUUAAGGACGAUUCUACUCCAAUUCACGCCUCGCCUAGCGAUGUUCCCUUUGUACAAAGAGCCGAGAUAAACUCGAUACCGUUAAAUCUUGAUUUUAAGCCAAAGCGUGUCGAUUACGCAGGCCUACGAUCGGGUCAUACGACUGAAUUCAUGAAUUUCCUAGUCUUAGAUCAAUCACGGAUGGUCUUAAGACAUACUAUUAUAUACGGCGUUUUAGGGUUCGAUAGACUCGGAAAGACGCUGAACGACAUAUGGAUGCCUGAUGUCAAAAGGAAUCAGCUUCCCGGCGUGCUCGCGGGACUUGCGCCUGUCCGUUCUUUAGUCAAUGUCGGGAGCGGAUUUAAAGAUCUCAUCGAGGUACCAAUCAGGGAGUACAAAAAAGACGGCAGAAUAGUCCGCAGCAUUAGCAAAGGGGCCAUGGCAUUCGCCAAGACAACAGGUACGGAGAUAGUUAAACUCGGAGCCAAGUUGGCUGUUGGUACGCAGUAUGCUCUACAAGGUGCGGAGGGUAUGCUAGUCAAGCAGCCACAGCCUCACCAAGUCGCGGGAUGGGAUGACGAAGAAGCAGAUGCGGAAGAACCCAAACAGAUUAGCCUCUAUGCCGAUCAACCGACAGGGGUUCUCCAAGGAAUGAGAGGCGCAUAUGCAAGUCUAAGACGCGAUCUCAAUAUGACGAGAGAUGCAAUUAUAGCAGUCCCCGCCGAGGUGAUGGAGAGCCAAAGCGCUCAAGGAGCGGCUAAGGCCAUUCUCAGACGAGCGCCAACAAUCGUUUUUAGACCCCUUAUCGGUUCAAGUAAGGCAAUCGGGCAGACUCUUAUGGGAGCUACGAAUGCAUUGGACCCUCAGAAUAGGAGAAGGGUAGAGGAGAAAUACAAACGGUGA
Daldinia childiae is the source of this 2334-nucleotide messenger RNA. RefSeq names its product Autophagy-related protein 2. NCBI's taxonomy places the organism in Eukaryota, Fungi, Ascomycota, Sordariomycetes, Xylariales, Hypoxylaceae. The transcript is spliced from 3 exons. Gene Ontology annotation, molecular function: phosphatidylinositol-3-phosphate binding. Gene Ontology annotation, biological process: autophagosome assembly; piecemeal microautophagy of the nucleus; reticulophagy. The record is from RefSeq and is a predicted model, not a curated record. Bases 1 to 2334 code for a protein of 777 amino acids. Gene Ontology annotation, cellular component: phagophore assembly site; extrinsic component of membrane.